UACUUAGAGUUGGCUCCGAUCUUCGCAGCCCCGCCAACAACGAGGACUUGGGACGUUCUUACAACGUCCACUCUUCCCCUCUUUCUUUUCCGCUUCACCGUUGAAAGUCUCUCGCACGAGGUCCGUACCCAGUCGGCUGGUUCUCGAUUUCUGGUUCAUUUCCUGCUUGACUUUCUGAUUUCAAUUGACUUUGUUCGUUCGGUUUUCUGGAAAAGUCUCUUAUCGGAUCAUCAUGUCGGCUACCCCUCUCUAUCUCGGAGUCAUUGGCGUUGGUGGUGUUGGAGCCGCCUUUCUCAGCCAGCUGGCCCGUCUGCCCAAUGCUCCAUCGCUCGUCCUGCUCGCCCGCUCGACGCAGACGCUCCUCUCCCCAGCGCCGUCAUACUCCCCUGCUAUCCCGGCUGCAGACUGGCAGACUGCUUCGUCGACGCCUUCCUUGACCAAGUCUGGGUCUCUUUCGCCACAGGAGAUCGCAUCUUAUCUCUCCGCUGCUCCAGGACGCUCUAUCCUCGUCGACAACACCUCCGACCCCGCUCUCGCGAGCGCUUAUCCGGUCUUCCUCCGUGCAGGUAUCUCUAUUGUCACGCCCAACAAGAAAGGUUUCUCGUCGGAUCUGUCUCUGUGGAAGGAUAUAUUCGCCGCUGCGGCUGAGGGAAAGGCGCUUGUCUACCACGAGAGCACGGUCGGGGCUGGUCUCCCCGUCAUUUCGACUCUGCGGGAUCUCGUCGCGACCGGCGAUGAAGUGACUCGCAUCGAGGGUGUCUUCUCCGGCACCCUGUCUUUCCUGUUCAACACCUUUGCGCCCGUCUCGAGCAGCGGUGCGUCCGCGUCCUGGAGCGCUGUCGUCGCCCAGGCCAAGGAGCUGGGCUACACGGAACCCGACCCCCGCGAUGACCUCAACGGCAUGGACGUCGCGCGCAAGCUGACCAUUCUGGCCCGUAUCGCUGGCCUGGAGGUGCAGGCACCGGACUCUUUCCCUAUCGAAUCGCUCAUCCCCGCUGAAUUGGCCUCUCUGCCCAGCACCCCCGAGGGCAUUACGCAAUUCAUGACCCGUCUGCCCGAGUUCGAUGGCCAGAUGGCCUCGCUCAAGGAGUCGGCAGAAAAGGCAGGCAAAGUCGUUCGCUACGUUGGCAGCAUCGAUGUUGGCAAGAAGGAGGUCCGCGUUGGACUGCAGCAGUUUGACAAAGACAGCGCCAUUGCAGGAUUGAAGGGCAGUGACAACAUCAUCAGCUUCUACACGAAGCGAUAUGGCGCCAAUCCCCUUAUCGUGCAGGGUGCAGGAGCCGGUGGAGAUGUCACCGCUAUGGGUGUUACGGCUGAUCUGAUCAAAGUCAUGGAGAGAUUGAGAUAGAGGAUAGGAAUGUGCCUAUAUGGUGACUUGGUUCUCAAACCGUGUCAGAGCAGCACGGUGGGAAAUCAAUGGGGGGAAAAAUAGUCCAUACUUGAUUAAAAUCAGAUAGAAGCGAAUUGAUACCGCAGGCAGAGUCCUCGAUGCAAUAAAUGAUGAAGGUGGAAGAAGCUAGAUUGCUAUCCCUUAGGCCGUGCCUUCCUGGCUAUUCAAAUAUCAUGAUACCAAUUCAUCUCAUCUCUCUUCACCUUUCCGCACAUAUCAAUCAAUAUCUUCAUUCCAUGGAAG
Molecule: messenger RNA, 1633 nt
Organism: Paecilomyces variotii
Lineage: Eukaryota; Fungi; Ascomycota; Eurotiomycetes; Eurotiales; Thermoascaceae
Product: homoserine dehydrogenase
Exons: 2
Coding region: 233-1348 (371 amino acids)
Biological process (GO): L-homoserine biosynthetic process; aspartate family amino acid biosynthetic process
Molecular function (GO): homoserine dehydrogenase activity; NADP binding; aspartate kinase activity
Source: RefSeq, a predicted model, not a curated record